AUGCCGAGCCGAGGUCACUACCUCAAGUCCUCUCUACUCUAUGAAUGUCCAUCACUCAGCAGUGCAUCGACGCCCCCUGAAGAGCCAACGUACCCAACCGGCACCAAAUUCUGGUUCAUAACAAUCACACUCUGGGUCAUACUCAUUCUAGGUGGUCUCGACGCUAACAUCGUCGCCACUGCCGUACCCAGCAUCACCGACGAAUUCAAGACCGUGACGGACGUGGGCUGGUACUCAUCCGCCUUCAGGCUCUGCUCGUGCGCAUUCCAAUUCGGGUUUGCGAAGGCAUAUCGACUGUUUCCGAUCAAAGGGGUGUUGAUAUUCAACAACAUUAUCUUCCUGAUCGGGGCGAUGACCUGCGCUUUGGCACCUUCGUCGAUUGUAUUUAUCCUCGGACGGGCCCUGUCAGGGGUUGGAUUUGCGGGCGAAAUGUCGGGUUGCUUUGCAGUCUUGGUGCAUAUUGUACCGCUGCAUAGGAGGCCAUUGUUUGCUGGCUUGAUGGCGGCCAUGGAGUCAUGUGCUAUAAUAAGUGCGCCGAUUAUUGGGGGGGCAUUGACGCAGUCCGUGGGGUGGAGAUGGUGUUUCUGGAUAUCACUGCCCAUUGGCGGCAUAGCACUUAUGCUUCUCGUCUUCAUCUUCUCAGACCCUAGAACGUGCGUUGAAGAUAAUCUCACGCUGGCAGAGAAGAUCAAAGAGCUGGAUCUCGUCAGUAACUGUCUCCUAAUUCCUUGCUUGACAACUCUUUUUGUCACUCUGUCUUGGGCAGGAGUGAAGUAUCCGUGGUCGGAUGGGAGAGUGAUAGGGCUCUUCGUCGUAUCCGUCGUUCUGCUCACAGCUUUCCUAUACAACCAAUACCGCCGCGGAGACUCUGCCGUCCUUCCCUUCCGAAUCAUCAAGAACCGCACCGUAAUGGCGGGAUUCUUCUUCACAAUGUGCACAAACUCCAUGACUAAUGUCCUGGAAUGGUACCUUCCAAUAUACUAUCAGAUUGUACAGAAUAAGUCUCCAGCCAGCAGCGGCUACCUCAUGGCCCCCAUCCUUGCCGGCAUGCUGAUAGGCCUCGUUCUGCAAGGUAUCGGCACCACAACAUUCGGCUACUGGUCACCCUUCAUGAUCUUCGCCUCCAUCCUCAUGCCCAUCGCCGCAGGCCUCAUCACCACCUACGACCUUAACACCUCCUUCGCUAAAUUCAUCAUAUACCCAGGCCUGCUCGGCUUCAGUGGCGGGAUUGGGUUCCAAGGGCCCCAAGCAGCCGUCCAGGUCAUGCUCAGUGCAGCCGACAUCAAUCUAGGCAUUGGCAUCAUUUUGUUCGGGCAGAGCAUCGGGCCAGCCGUGUUCAUUGCGAUUGCACAAGUCAUUUUUUCAAAUGAGCUUACCCGUAGGCUGCAGGAUGUUGUGCCUGGGUUGACGCCGGCAUAUAUCGCGCAGACAGGGCUGAAUGGGAUCAUGGAUGGGGUGGCUCCUGAAAGACUUGUAGAGGUAUUGGAGGGAGUGAGUAAGAGCUUGACUACGACGUGGUCUCUGGCUAUUGCACUUGGAUGUGCCACUAUGGUGGGAAGUCUACUUAUACCAUGGCGGUCUGUGAGAGAGAAGAAACAGUGAUGCCGUUGACCAGUGAUCAAUCCAGAGUAAGCGCUGUUUAUUUUGAUGAGAAG
Messenger RNA from Pseudovirgaria hyperparasitica, 1655 nucleotides. RefSeq names its product permease of the major facilitator superfamily. NCBI's taxonomy places the organism in Eukaryota, Fungi, Ascomycota, Dothideomycetes, Acrospermales, Acrospermaceae. The record is from RefSeq and is a predicted model, not a curated record. Gene Ontology annotation, molecular function: transmembrane transporter activity. Gene Ontology annotation, biological process: transmembrane transport. The transcript is spliced from 4 exons. Bases 1 to 1602 code for a protein of 533 amino acids.